UAUAUUACAAUAUCAUUUCAAGGAAACGUUUUAAACAACGAACUAUGACUCAAUUCGAUCGAAUACAUUUUUGUUUAGUUGACAUAAUUAAAAUAAAUUAUAUAUUACGAGUAUUAUGGAGGAAUUAUAUUUAAAUUACUCAUUUGAUUCAUGUGGAACAACAACUGACUAAUGGCCGUUCAUUCAUGACACUUCUCAAUUCACGAUACGAUUUUCGUGCUGUAUACAAAAAAAAAAAAAAACAUAACACAUAACAGAAAACAAUAGCAGCCCAUCAUCGGUGACGGUUCGAUUCACGAAUCCCAUUGUUCGCAUCGUUAAAUCGAAGCGCACCUCCGCAGUGAGGAUGAAUGGAUGCACUUGUCGCGUGCAUCGUUUUUCGAGGAGCUUAUCAUUGUAGAGCGAGCGUGUUGUAUUUGUAGAGAGGUACUGUGAGCCGCCGCGGUACCGCCGUCGACCAGGCUCCUGCGUCAGUUACGUCGCGCACACCGCACGGGACGUUCAUCUAUCAGCCACAGAGCUCAGCGGGCGUCAGAACCCGCGUCCCAGUCCGCGCCCGCCCUUAUCAAAACAUACCCGCAUUCGCAUCGAUCCGCAUGUCUUUACGCACCUCCCAGUGAUAACGUACUCUCGACUACUACGUGACUGUGACUCGGUUAAUACGUUUAACAUAAACACUAGUGUUGUGUGUUGACAUAUUGUGUGUUCUUUAAGUUAAAUUUAUCGGGUGAAUCGUUCGAGCUUUUAGCAAAUUGGAAAAUUUUAGUUUCGACAUUCAACUUCUGAACGACUGUGCCUCGGCCGCCGCUAGCGCAGUGUUAAUCCCCAUGUGUACUUGUAUAAGAGCAGAAAUCGCGUUCGGUGUGGCGCUAUGUUUGCGUGAUCGGUCACAAUGCGCCUGUUCCGCGGGUCGAAGCGAAGGGAAGUGACCGGGUCGCGUGCCGUCACGACGCCGUCUCCGCGCCGAGACGCCGCCGCCGCAGACGCUCCCGGCACCCCACAGCACGACUUCGCUCUAGUUACGGCCCUACCAGCCAUGGUCAUGGAGGACGAUGUCAAAGAAAUGAAGAAGGUAUUCGCUACAUGGGGUCGGCGAAUGGGUAAGAAACUAGAAAUGCUAAAAAAGUCUGAAGUCAAAGAAACUGAUGAUGAGCCACAGCACAGCGAGAAUUUAAAAGUCGAAACAACGGUAGCUAUUACUGGCCAUUACAAAAAGAAACAACAAUGGAAAAUGGGGCGAAGUACAUCGGAUUCAGCCUCCCUUAAGAAGGAUAAUGAUACAGAUUCCAUAAAAAGUGGUUCCAGAGAUAGAUCGCCGAGUCCCUUUAAAUCAUUUUUUCACAGAAUGGGAUCUACGGGAAUGUUAAAUUCGCCUAAAUCACAAUCAAUGAAUAUGCAUAAACCACCUCCAGAAGAAAAUUAUCCUGUUGCCAGUGGACCGUCAUUAUAUCGAAGUUGUUCCACAUCACAUUUAUCGACAUAUGUCAAAGCUGAUGAUCCUUCAGAUGAUAUAGAUUUACAAAAUGCAAGCAACGAAAGCAAAAAGUCUCCCACUAAACAGAAGACUAUUCUUGGUGAUGAUAAUUUAGUAACAUCAUCAACUAAAGCCGUUAGUUGCGAUAAUAUACCGAAUUUAAAUGAUGGGCAACAUCACAAUGGCGCAAGUAAAAAACCUAAUUUUCCUUACGCAUUUUUAAGAUCGAAACUGUCAGUUCUCCCAGAAGAAAACAGUAUGACAUCUCAGCAGAGAACAAGUGGCAUCAGACAAAGUUUUUCUGAAAGAAUGGUUCGGAAAUCGCCCAAAUUCCGCAAAGAAAGACUAUAUUUAACGAAUUCGCGAUCAGAAGAACGAUAUCAGAGUAACGAUAGUAUAUCGAUUUACGAAGAUAAUUUACUGCUUAACAAUGGAUUAAGAAAUAAUUACGACUUUACUCGUAGUUCUAUUAGAAGUAUUAACGAAAUCGAUUGUAGCUUAUAUCCAGCAGAUCAAGUCGACGACGUGCCCAGAAGAUCAUCAAUGAUUUCUCAAAGAGGUCCACUUGACUACGAUCCAAUGCUGAUACCAAGAAAUAGAAACAGCUUACCAGUAUAUGAAUACAACUCAAUAGUAGGUUCUAUGAGGGAUCUUCGAAAUGAAUUAGGCUCAUCAACACAAAGUAUACAACAUGGGCCAGAAAACGGUGAAAUACAAGCUCAUCGUUUGAGUAACUAUGUAAGUUCAAAUGAGUCUGGAUAUGACAGUGAUGGACGACCAACUGACGAGCAUAGCAAUCAUUCCCCACCUAAUUAUUUAAGUCAUUUGGGCAACAGGUCCAUAUUAAAAGAUCAAAGAGAUUCCGGGUUUGAAAAAACAACUUUUUCUAGACAACUCAGUUUGAAUCAGAAAAUAAAUGUAAGUCGAGUACAACUUCCAGUAAGGCGCAGUUCCACUCCGUGCGCUCUUUUUCCUAUUGAAAAAGGUGUUUCGCAUAAAUGUGACAGUGACCAAAAUGAUGACAAAAAGUUUUCGAAUCUCAAUAACAUUUAUAACGUGAUGGAUCAUAAUAAUUCUAAACCACCGCCACUUCCAAAGAAAACAGUACAUAAAAAACCUCCUUACGUUUAUAAAACUAUUACUUUGGAUGAAAGAGUCCAGACAAGACAAAUAAAAUUACUACACUCGCAGAUUGUACCGGUUGAAAAUGGACACACUGCAUCUGAAAACAAAUUCACGAUCACAGACUCAAAUGCACAUGUUAAUCAUCUACCCCAAGCAGAACCCACUAUUUUUGGUAGAGGUUCAUGUAUGAAAAGAUUUAGGAAAAUUCGACUACUGAAAUCAAGAUUAGAUGAAAGUCUAGGAGUAUAUCUAGCACAACAUAGAGUAGAUUUUGAUAGUAGUGGUUCAAACUAUGAAAUUCGAUACAUUGUAGUAAAAUUAGAUUUAGACGGUAUAGCUCAUAAAGAUGGACGACUCAGGAUAGGUGAUGAAAUUGUAAAUGUGAAUGGCAGAGUUUUGCGUGGCUUAUCUUCCUUAAAUGAAGUUCAGCACAUUGUCAACUCGUGUUCGACUGAAGCUGCGUUUGAAGAUGGAACAUUAUUUCAAAGAUAUCAGGUUGAUCUUGUAAUGGCUCAUGAUGAAAUAACUCCGAUUACUCUCAGCAGGAUUAUAAGCAGUCAAUCUCGUGAACAAAUAAUGCAAAAACCUAGUAAUCCACCAGAUAUUAUAUCACAGACUGUCCACAAGCCUGUUUCACCAAGUCAAAUCACUAUCGAGACACAUUUUCCUGCUGAUGGACAAUAUUACCACAACUCAAAUAAUAGGCCUUUCAAUAAUUUGUUAAAUUACGAUAAUAAUAUUAACAGAAUUGAAGUCAAUAGAAAAUCAGAAACUGGAACCCAAGUUAAUAACAGACCUCCUCCACAUUCGAACCAAAAAAGUGACGAUGAAAAGUUGUUGGAGAGGCAUUGCUAUGCCCAAAGUUCAGCUUCUUUACAAAAUAUUACAAAUAUAGAAAUAUCUUUAAGGUCUUCUCCUAAACCAUCACAUAACAAUUAUAGACCAAUAUCAGUCCAUGGCAUCAGAAACCAGCCAAGCAGCGACCAAUAUUCUAUAUGCGAAAGUAAUUUAACCAAGGACACAAAAGAAAAUACAUCACAUUUCGUAAAACACGUGCCUAGAUUGUACCAAAACAGAUCGUUUGAAAGCAUUCCAGAGCAAUUAAGGCACAGCAGUCGAAGUAGAUUCUUCAACAGGGUCGGAUCGCAGCGUAAUCCUCAGAGUCACCGUGGUCAUAUUCCUCGUCAAGAAUAUCCACAUCCCCAACACGAUGGACCACACGGUGGGCAUUACUCUCAUUCGUUGCAUAAAGCUGAAUUUUGGAAAGGACCUGGACAUAAAAGCCUCGGUUUCAGCAUUGUAGGCGGAACUGAUUCGCCAAAAGGGCAAAUGGGUAUAUUCGUUAAGACGGUAUUUCCUAAUGGACAAGCAGCAGAUAAAGGAACAAUAGUUGAAGGUGACGAGAUCUUGUCAGUUAACAAUGUGGCAACGCGUGGUCUAAGCCAUGCCGGUGCCAUAUCGCUUUUCAAACAAGUAAAAGAGGGAAAAAUAGAACUGACGCUUUCACGAAGAAGAGCACCCAGGUCAAGAUCCGUAGAGCCCCUUGGAAAUUUCCGUGGCGAAGUCAAAAGGGAAUAGUUCCAGAGCAACGUCCCCAAAGAAGCUUAUUUUAUAGAAAUACGUGCAAUACAUAAUAAUAAUAUUUUUUCCAGCCAAAGGCAAACCCUAUAAGUUUCGUGUAGGUAUAUUUUUUAAAUCCUACAACAAUAAUAACCAGAUACGUUUUUCCAUUGCUUUACAGUCGCCCUAAUAACUUCAUAGUGUUUAUACUAUUUACUUAAUUUAAAUCUUUCAAAGAUGCGAUAAUAAUUAAUUAAUUAGGUUGCUGUAAAUAUGUACGUGUGCAAAGUCAGUCGCAACGAAUACAAUAACAUGGGUUAACCUAUAAUAUUGUUUCAAAGCUAAAAUUCUUUUGGCUUACGUAAAAUAAAUAAGACUGUAUGUAUCGUAAAUGAAAAUAGAUUUAGAGGCAUCGUAAUAUCUAGCGCUUAGUGUAAUCUGUAACAUAUUUGCUGUUAUCGUCUCGUUAGGAAUGCUAGAUCUCGUUAUAUCGUGGUAUUGUAAGUAACUUAGUUGAAGCUAAAUACAAACGAAGCAUGAACUCAUGACGUUGAAGUGAACCGACUGAUUAAUAUUUCUCACGAUUGAGUACCUUCAUGACUGCCAAAGCAUUUUAUUACUAGAUGAACUAAAAGUAAGUUUAACAAAAGAAAAACAUCUUUAAUAAAACACGUUUCCAUAAAGUUUAUGAUAGUCGUUAAUCAUAACAUUUCAGCGAAUCUGUUCCGUCCAUUGAAAUUUGUUAAGCAAUACGAUUGUUUCUUAGCACUUAUUGGUAAUUCGUUUAUUAUUAUUUUUUUACUUUUAUAUAUAUGUAUAUGAAAUUUUUAAAACAUUUUGCAAUUGUCAUUGUUAUAAAAACAACGAAAUCCGAAACCAUCCACUGACCGACCUAGUUUUAACGAUAGUUGAAUUAAUUAGGUAUAUGUCCACAGUAUUGUAGUGGUAACAGUUUUGAAGUUUUGUAAAUAAUAAAUAUACUGCAAUUUUA
Messenger RNA from Bombyx mori (domestic silkworm), 5150 nucleotides. RefSeq lists its product as uncharacterized. Bases 893 to 4177 code for a protein of 1094 amino acids. Gene Ontology annotation, molecular function: protein binding. The transcript is spliced from 6 exons. The record is from RefSeq and is a predicted model, not a curated record. Lineage: Eukaryota; Metazoa; Arthropoda; Insecta; Lepidoptera; Bombycidae.